Messenger RNA from Linum tenue, 1320 nucleotides. The record is from the annotation of a GenBank genome assembly. NCBI's taxonomy places the organism in Eukaryota, Viridiplantae, Streptophyta, Magnoliopsida, Malpighiales, Linaceae.
AUGGAAGCAACCGCCUCCAUUCUUACUUCUUCCGCUGCUUCCUGCUCACCGUCUCCUUCUUCUUCUUCCUAUCCCAUUUGUUCAAUCCCUCACCUCAGAAUCGGUAGUUCCCGGUCAUCAAUUCCCCUCCGCAAAUCACACCUCUUCAGCCCGCUCUCGCUGCUGCUUCCCGUCCCCUCCGCGUCUUCUUCUUCUCUCCGGGCGUCCUCCUUACAGGUAGUUCAAACUCCCGCCACCACCGACGCUUCGCCCGACGCCAUGGAUGUCGCGAUGCCCAAGAUUGACAAGAGUGGGAGGUUUUGCAGCCCACGAGCUGCUCGGGAGCUCGCUCUAUUGAUCGUUUAUGCGUCGUGUUUAGAAGGGUCUGACCCAAUUCGACUGUUUGAGAAGCGGAUGAAUGCAAGAAGAGAGCCUGGGUAUGAGUUUGAUAAGUCGUCUCUGUUGGAGUAUAACCACAUGAAUUUCGGAGGACCACCUGUUACAACGGAGACCAUUGAAGAAGCUGAUGAGCUGCUGUGCAGAAAUGACCAUGAAUCCGCCAUUGAAGCUGAAGUCCUUUCAGCGCCUCCGAAGCUGGUAUACAGCAAACUGGUUUUACGGCAAAAUGAACCAGCAAGCAAAAUUUUGGAGCUCAGCAUCCUCCAUCUAGCAAUGUCUGAGAUUAUAGUCAUCGGGACAGCACACCAGAUUGUCAUCAACGAGGCUGUAGAUCUCGCUAAAAGGUUCUGCGAUGGCGCAGCCCCACGGAUAAUCAACGGAUGCUUGAGGACAUUCAUGAAGGGUCUUUUUGAAACCGAGUUAGCUCAGGAUGCUUCCUCCGCCAAGCAGGAAGUCGUACAACUCGACCGCAGUCUGGUUGGACCAAAAAACAUAUGAACGACGAGUCGCGACUACCAUGUUAUAGGAGAAGAAACAACUUAUGGAGAGGCCUGCUAGCUCCCCGGAACCCAUUCCAUCGGUGCUGUAGAAGAAGCAUCAAGUGGCGGGUAUCAAGAGUAUAGUAUAUGAUUUGUUGUUGUUGUUGUUGUUAUUGUUGUGUUAGAUAGUGGAUUUUAGCAGCAAACUAACUUUGUUCGAUGUAUUGUUGGCAAAUGCCUAGAAUGGAUGGUAGACUAAACUAGUUGGUGGUACUUAGGUAACCAGAGCGUGGAACGGGACUACUUACUGAGAAUGAGUGUGCCACUUGAUUUUACGAUGGAUGUUGCAAAACAAGCAGCUAGGGGUGUGCAAUGGUCCGGUCCGUACCGGAUCACAUCGGACCAAACCGUUGUUAAGACCGGACCGGACCAGAUCGAGUAAAAUGCGGUUUGGUUCUUGGUC